Messenger RNA from Pipra filicauda (Wire-tailed manakin), 2530 nucleotides. RefSeq names its product developing brain homeobox 2 (gene DBX2). The transcript is spliced from 4 exons. Gene Ontology annotation, biological process: regulation of transcription by RNA polymerase II. The record is from RefSeq and is a predicted model, not a curated record. Bases 266 to 1207 code for a protein of 313 amino acids. Gene Ontology annotation, molecular function: DNA-binding transcription factor activity, RNA polymerase II-specific; DNA binding. Lineage: Eukaryota; Metazoa; Chordata; Aves; Passeriformes; Pipridae.
UUGUUGGCCGCGUCCAUCACUCCUCGUCCCAGGCUGACAUAAUGAAUGCGCUUGGACACACCUUCCAGCCCGGCGCAGAGGCGCCGCGUCUCCACGGACAGCCCCGCCGAGCUCUCCGCUCCGCUCCCCGCAGCCCUCGGGGAGGCGUCCCGGCAGCCCGCCCGGCCCCGGAGCCCGGCGCCCCGUCCCAGCCCAGUGAGGGGCCGCGGCGGCCGGGCCGGGCUGGGCCGGGCCGGGCAGGGCGAAGGGGGUAGAAGCCUUCGCUAUGCUGCCCAGCGCCCUGUACUGGGACCUGGUGGGCUCCUCUGCUCUCCUCAACCUGCCGGCGACGCCGGGCUUCGGCAACCUGGGCAAAAGUUUUCUCAUCGAGAACUUGCUGCGGGCCGGGGCGCCGCCGAGCCCUGCCCAGCUCCGUCCCCUCCCCGCCAGCCCCGUCCCCCUCAAGCUGUGCCCCGCGGCGGAACAAAUCAGCCCCUCAGGGGCUCCCUUCCCGACAAGAUGGGCUUUCCAAGUGCUUAACCCCUCCGGGGCGGACGGCAGCCGCCCGCCAGCGCGGGCCUCGGCGGCGGAGAGAGGUGGCGUCUUCCUGCCGGCAGCCACAGCUCUUUCCAAACACGUUUUUCUCCGAGCCCCGCCAUUCUACUCAGCAUGCUGUGGUGGGUCCUGUCAGCACCCUGCAUCCCCCACUGCUUUUCCAAGAGAGGAAAGUGUGCUGCCUCUUCUGACCCAGGAGUCUAACUCCAAGUCCCGCAGAGGCAUAUUAAGAAGAGCUGUCUUUUCCGAAGACCAGAGGAAAGCUUUGGAGAAAAUGUUUCAGAAGCAGAAGUAUAUUAGUAAAACAGACAGGAAGAAAUUGGCCCUUAACCUGGGUCUAAAGGAGUCUCAGGUGAAAAUUUGGUUUCAGAAUCGAAGGAUGAAAUGGCGAAACUCCAAAGAAAAAGAAGUACUUUCAAACAGGUGCCUCCAGGAAGAAGGUCUUCAGGAGAACUACCUCUCACGGUCUACCAUGAAUUUUACCUCCCCGUGCCCAUCUGUAUGGCAAGUGUCUGAGGAGCAGACAAGUCCAAGGUGGAGGGAGAAUUCUCCAGGAAAUUCUGAAAGACUGACUAGUACACAACCACCUCCAAGAGCAAAUUCAUCACAAAGCCCACUGUAUUUGUAUCCUGACCAAGACACUGCAAACAAGGCAGUUACAUCAUCAGUGUAAGGAAGUAGGGGCAGUUUGUAAAUUGAGUGGGAGAGUGCAGCCUUCAAAUGAGCAGUCUUUUAAGACUAACAAUAUUUGAAUAUUGUAAAGCUAACUAGUUUAUGACUUCAAAAUUUGCUAAAGUCUAACACCAUUAAAAUUACAAAAACUAAUGACUUAAGAAGUAUUCUUCAAUACUCAGUCUUUUCUUGUGUUUUUUCCAGUAUUGUACUGACCUUAAAAGUGAAAUAGGAACUGAUGGUAAGUAAAAUGAAGUGAAGAGCAUAAAGCUGUGCUCUGAUUUAUACAUCUGCACUGUGUGUGAUACUCAUUAAAAACACACUGAUAGAGAAUCACUUUUAUCUCUCAUUGUAGUCAGACCAAUUAAUUUCUUUUGUGCAUGAGAUAAGAAAAAGCCUGUUUCUUUCAAGCCAGUAAGUGGUUUUGGGUACUUUUUGAAAUUCAUGAAAUAGCACAAUAGAUUCAUAGGGAUGAACAUAAGCAUUUUUGACAUGUAUUCUUCAUCUGUCCUCACCUGUGUCACUAUUCUAUUAGUGUUGAAUAGCAUGGUCACAGGUCAGCUGAUAACCUUGGUAAAGUGUGCAAUACUAAAGGGCAACCGACCUACCCUAUAAAAUAUUCCAUGUUUAAGUAACUUAUGUGAAUGUGUACUGGGAAAUUCCAUUCACUAACUCCUGUCUUUUCUCCCAUGGGUAAACCUUACAGCAUUCUUAACUCUGAAUUUCAGUGGCUUUUGUCAGGGUGUUAGUGCAUUCUGUUGUAAUCUCUUUGGUAUUUCAAAACUGUAACAACAGUAUGCAGAAUUGUAGCCAAAAUGCACUAAGCAGCAGACCCAUAACUGGAAAAAUUGCCACUACAGCCAUCUCAGAGAAGUGCUUAUGGAGAUGGUGUACCACAGUAGCCCUAUUUGUGACUUAUUCCUGUUUAAGCUGGUGCCAAUAGGGAUACAUUAGCAUAUGUCUGUAUCAAGGACAGGGCAGUAUUCUGUAUAAUACAAGUAGCCUCGAAUAAUAUUAUUAAAGCUACUUAAAAUUACUUGCUUGCUUCAUCUGAUUUAAGGAAAUCUGUCUAUGAAUUUAAGUGGGUUUUUUGUUUGUUUUAUUUGCAAGGCUAUAUAGCUCAAGAUGGGAGCAGAACACUGUUUUUCUCUAUCAUACAUUUAUGGAUGCAUUUGUUGAGAAGAGAGACUUAAGAUUUUAUGUUACAGGCAAAAUCUUCUGGAGAACAUUAUGGUUUUAUAGGGACUGUUUGCUUUCUGGCAUUCAUAUCUUUUAUAGGCAAAAGAGAUGAUUAUGACAAUAUAGUCUGGCUUUUCUCAUCAUA